UUCCUCAUUCUGUCUGCCAUUUCUUUAUAGCUCCGACAAUCACCCCAGAAGAAGAGUGGGAAGCAAUGCUACCAGAAGUUAGGGCUGCUGCAAGGCAGAUCCUUCAACCACUGCAGGAAGAGGAAGAUGAGGAGGUGCUGGAAGUUGAAGAAACAGCAGAGGGUACAUCUGUGCAAAUCACUCAGAUGUUGAGGAAGCUAAAUUACAAGAGAGCAGUUCGCCUCACACAGAAAGCGCUGUGCCGGUUCCAUGGGCAAGAGCCCUUCAGUAGCUCCAAGGAGGAAAGUGAGGAGACAGCAAUCCUGGGCAUUCUGAAGAGACUUUACACAGGUUUCUGCCCAGGUGAGAAUAGUGGGGAUUCUCCAUGUGACAGUAGCAGUCUUACAACUGAAGACGCUGUGCUGGAAGAGCAGCCUCAAGAGCAGCCUCAAAUGGAGCUGGUCAAACAGGAGAUGUUGGUGCAAUAUCUGCAAGAUGCCUACAACUUCUCAGUGAAAAUCACUGAAGCCCUGAGCCUGAUCAGCAAGCUGAUGUAUGAAAACUCUGUUUCAGUUGUUCAAGAAGCGAUUGAGUUCUUCGUGACAGUCUCGCAGUUUGGUGUGCCCCAGGCACUGCUUGGAAUCCGUAGGAUGCUUCCUCUCGUGUGGUCAAAAGAGUCUGGUAUCAAGGAGGCUGUGCUGAACGCUUACAGGCAGCUCUAUCUGAGCCCCAGCGGGGAUUCAGAGAGGUAUGGGUUGUCCUAAACAGGUCGUUUUGUU
Molecule: messenger RNA, 758 nt
Organism: Meleagris gallopavo (turkey)
Lineage: Eukaryota; Metazoa; Chordata; Aves; Galliformes; Phasianidae
Source: RefSeq, a predicted model, not a curated record